Molecule: messenger RNA, 4802 nt
Organism: Physeter macrocephalus (sperm whale)
Lineage: Eukaryota; Metazoa; Chordata; Mammalia; Artiodactyla; Physeteridae
Product: inactive serine/threonine-protein kinase TEX14
Exons: 13
Coding region: 424-2889 (821 amino acids)
Biological process (GO): mitotic sister chromatid separation; protein phosphorylation; intercellular bridge organization
Cellular component (GO): kinetochore; intercellular bridge; midbody
Molecular function (GO): ATP binding; protein kinase activity
Source: RefSeq, a predicted model, not a curated record
GCCCACCUUCUCUUUCUUCAGUGGCCCCUACAUGGUCAUGACCAAGUAAGUGGAAGCUGGCCAGUGGAGCCUGCUGUGGAACGGGAGCAGGGUCACAGUGAAGGAGCUGCAUCUUCCCACCCACCCGCACUGCCACUGCCACAGGCGGCGGCUGGCUGACUUGUUAAUUGCUGAGCAAGAGCACAGCAGCCCUCAGGUUCUGAUCAGUGAAAGGUCAAGGGUUCCACCAACAGAGACCCCUACUCCCACCCCAUCCCACUUUCUUGGAAGAACAUUCUGUGCAAAUAGUAUUUGUUUGGAGUGCGUUCAGGGUGCCAAGAAGAAAGGAAAGCGCCCAUCUUCCAUCAUGUCCUCUUCCCUCUGCCUCAUCGGAAGCCUCCUUCCCUCUGCAGCAAGUUGCGGCACCCUCACCUGCUACAGCUGAUGGCUGUGUGCCUGUCCCAGGGCCUGCAGAAGACCCGCCUCGUGUACGAGCGCGUCGCCGUCGGCACGCUGUUCGCUGUCCUCCAUGAACGGUCCCCUUUGUUCUGGUGGUUGAUCUCUUGCUUGCAGCGGGCCCAGUUCCCCGUGCUGCACAUGGAGGUGAUCGUGCACCUGCUACUCCAGACCUCCGACGCCCUGAGAUACCUGCAUUCUCGCGGCUUUAUCCACCGUUCCCUCAGCUCCUACGCCAUCCACAUCGUCUCCACAGGGGAAGCGAGGCUGACCAACCUGGAGUACAUGAUGGAAAGCCGGGAUGGAGGUGUACACAAGGACCUGACUCGAGUAUCCCUCCCCACCCAGCUGUACAAUUGGGCCGCCCCGGAGGUGAUCUUACAGAAGGCAGCCACAGUAAAGUCAGACAUCUACAGCUUUUCUGUGAUCAUACAGGAGAUUUUAACAGACAGCAUACCCUGGGAUGACUUAGAUGGCUCAAUUAUUAAAGAAACCAUAGUCUUGGGAAAUUAUUUAGAAGCUGACGUCAGGCUUCCGAAACCUUACUAUGACAUUGUUAAGUCAGGCAUCCAGGUCAAGCAGAAAGACCGAACUAUGAACCUUCAAGAUAUCCAGUAUAUUCUGAAAAAUGACUUAAAGGAUUUUAUUGGAGCCCAGAGAACUCAGCCAACUGAGAGUCCCAGGGUGCAGAGAUAUGAGCUCCAUCCUGAUGUCAAUGUCUGUUUAGGAGUGACUUCAGAACAUCCAUUGCAAAUAAAAGAGCUGAAGGAAACAGCAGGUGGUCAGCUUCAUUCACCAAGGGGUCACUCCGCUCCCACCGAGAAAGCAACACCAGAACCUCCGGUCCCAGACCCAAGUCUGGAGGCCCAGGAGACACAGAACCAAGACGCUGCUUCUCCUGCUUGCUCUGUCGGGGAAGAGGCCAGGAGCCCCAGCCCAGGUCAGGCGAGCCUCUGCAGCUUCGAAAUCAACGAAAUCUACUCAGGCUGCCUGGACAUGGGAGAUGACAAAGAGGAAGAGCCCCCAGGAACUGGUUCAUCUCUUGAGGGGGCCAGACAAAACCAGGUAGAUGAACUGAAGUCCAUGGAAGAAGAGUCAGAAAAGAUGGAGAGAGAGGCGUGCUGUUUUUGCCAUGAGGACAACAGCUCUUCAGAAGCUGACACGGAGCUCUCCUUUGAGGACUGGGGCUGGCAGAGUGGUUCACUUAGUUCACCCAGCCUGCUCGAGCCAGCCAGAGGAGCCAAGGGCAACGUGAGCAACAGGUCCCGGACCGAGGAGUACAUCAGUAAGUGUGUGCUGAAUCUAAAGAUUUCACAGACCUUAAUGCACCAGAAUGCCAGUUUGCUGAGGAAUACUCAACAGAAAAUAGGUAAGCUUGAGAUGACACAGAAGGAGCAGGAGGAGUGCAGGCCUUUGUGGGCUUCCUCCAGAGAGUUUGCAGACUUCUGUGACUCACCUUCAGCCCUGGGCCCCCCAGCUUCAAGCUAUGUUCCUCCCGCCAUGCAGCUGCCAGGGGACCUGCAGCCGGACACUGAGGGCAACUGCCCGACCCUAGCAAAGUCUCCAAGAACAGUGAGAGACUUUCAAGGAGGACAUUUAGGCAAAAGGUCCAAGAAAAGAAGCUGUGGCUGGACACCUUUCACCCCUUUCCCCCAGGUCACUGAAGAAAGCACUAGGGAUCGGUCCGAGAAGGGCCAACAGCUGCCAUCUCUUUGUGGUCCUGGAAAACAGAACAGAGGUGAACAGUUUCAGCCCACUCACGGAGCCAAGGGCAGUUUGGAAAGAAACAGGAACCAAAAUACCAGCAGCCAGGGAAGGCCUAGAGAGUCCAGUGCCCGAACCAGAACGACACAGCUCAGUGGUGCACUCCUCACUGUGCCAGGCCACCCACAGGGACCGCUCACGUCAUCCAGCCCUGGCCGAGGCUCUUCCAGGAUCAGUAUGGAAUCUGUGUCUUCUAAAAUCUAUAACACAAAGUCAAGAAAUAAUGAAGAUGCUGGAGAGAUACACUUAAAAUGGAAAACGGAGGUGAAAGAAAUGGCAGAGAAAGCAGCUACUGGGCAGCUGGCAGUACCUCCUUGGCAUCCUCAGAGUAGUGUGACUUUAGAAAAUGAGGCUGAAAACAGGCCUGAUCCCCUGCUGCAGCCCCCCAUUAGGGUCCCUAAGCAUGUGGACUGGUGGCAAGCUGUAGAGCAUCCCAAGAAAAAUGAUGAGCCAGGAGGAAAUGGCAAGUGUGACAAAACAGACAGCAGUGACCGCAACAGUGACCAGCAUGGCAGACAGCCAGGGCCUCGAAGUUUCACCGGUAUCAGGCACCUGUCCCUCAGAAAAAAUGAGCAGCCAGAGCAUAGUGAAGUCUUUCAAGCAAAUUCUGAUGCACCUGUGGUUGUUGAGAAGUCUUACAGCGUAAGUCAUACUGCCUGGAGAGCCAGCUUGAACCCAAAGACCUACUAGAACUGAGUUGUUAUGUAUUAUGACUUUGAAAUAACAUCUAUAGUAGUUCUUUUUUGUUGGAGCAUGUGCCCUCAUGUCUCUGACAUGAAAGAAGAAGUCUUUCCUCCCUGCCUGAUACUUUUUGAGUUAGUUCAACUCAAAGCAUUGUGUAUAUUGGAGCUUGGGGAAAACACAGACAAGUGUUAGAUUCAGCUCUGACCCUUGAGCUUUCUGUCGAGUUGGCUAGACAAGACCAACUCUUUUUAAGAAAUUAAUUAAUUAAUUUAUUUUUGGCUGCGCUGGGUCUUUGUUGCUGCGCGCAGGCUUUCUCUAGUUGUGGCGAGAGCAGGGGCUACUCUUCGUUGCAGUGUGCGGGCUUCUCAGUGCGGUGACUUCUCUUGUUGCGGAGCGCAGGCUCUAGGCGUUUGGGCUUCAGUAGUUGUGGCUUGCGGGCUCUAGAGCACAGGCUCAGUAGUUGUGGCGCACGGGCUUAGUUGCUCCACGGCAUGUGGGAUCUUCCUGGACCAGAGAUCGAACCCAUGUCCCCUGCGUUGGCAGGCGGAUUCUUAACCACUGCGCCACUAGGGAAGUCCCAAGACCAACUCUUAAAGCACGGUCAGUUACCAAAGCUCGUGACUCAGGUCAGAUUGAAGUAGGAAAAGCAAGGCCAGGGUUGCGAUGAGAGUACCUUCACCUGGAAUGUCACCUAAGACCCAAAUUCACCUUUCAACUCAGUGGAAGGAAUGUGUUGAUGCCUGAAACCUCUGCCUCAGCAAGAUCUCUGGGAUACAGUCAUAUCCUAGCAUUUGCAUUGGGGUUACAGCCUUGCUUCAGGGAUUUAAUGCAUUCUUCAAGCAUGCAGUUGGGCCAUAGUCCAGCCAGAGCAAGGAACCAAAAUUUUUUUAAUCACCAUUGACGUGGGCCCAGGAUCAUUUAAAGAAUAUAAACAGCAGCUGAGACUGAAACAAUGUAAAAAGCCAGAUGUGGUAACAUUUGAGGUCUUUCGAAGAACAUGCUAUUGUAUUAAUCAUAGCACACAAACCACUCACAGGACAAUUUAUUCUUUCUCUCAUGUGAGGGCUGGAAGGAUGUGCCACGUUCAGCGUACUGGCUUGGCUGGAGAAGCAGCUCUGUCAGGGAAGUGGGGAAGGUAUGGGACGCCAGGCUUGUCUGAGAAAUUUCAGUUUGACAGGAGAGGUUAAGGAAAGCAGCUGCUAAGUGCACAGAGGAGGAAGUAUGGCAAAAGCAAUGUCCAAGGAUAUAAACCACAAAACCUCUGCAAAGGGAUGACUGAAGGUGAGGAAAGGAGCCAGUUGUCUGGCCAUGUGGUGAUCAGGGCCUGAACGUAGAGAAGGAGCAAAAAAGGAAGGGGUAGAGUGGAGAUGCUGAAGAAAUAACGUACUUUAUUUUAUUUUUAUUGUUGAGAUUGCAUUGCUGUUUUUAAAAUCAUGCUUUUUUAAAUUUAUAAAUUUGUUUAUUUUAUUUAUUUAUUUUUGGCUGUGUUGGGUCUUUGUUGCUGCGCGCGGACUUUUUCUAGUUGCGGAGAGCAGGGGCUACUCUUCGUUGCGGUGCGCAGGCUUCUCAUUGCGGUGGCUUCUCUUGUUGUGGAGCACGGGCUCCAGGCAUGCGGGCUCAGUAAUUGUGGCUCACGGGCUCUAGAGCGCAGACUCAGUAGUUGUGGCGCACGGGCUUAGUUGCUCCGCGGCAUGUGGGAUCUUCCCGGACCAGGGCUCGAACCUGCGUCCUCUGCAUUGGCAGGCGGAUUCUUAACCACUGCGCCACCAGGGAAGCCCCAAAAUCAUGCUUCUUCACUUGCCUUUAAACGGGAAUACCGGAGGGAGUCCCAGUUCUGAGCAGCCUCAGCCUGGAGGACAGCGCCAACACAUGGACUGUAUCUAGGCCCUUGAGGAUCAUGGUGUUUAAAUUCAGUCCCC